Thamnophis sirtalis is the source of this 5026-nucleotide messenger RNA. NCBI's taxonomy places the organism in Eukaryota, Metazoa, Chordata, Lepidosauria, Squamata, Natricidae. The record is from RefSeq and is a predicted model, not a curated record.
AUGUUCUCCUGGAUACACCGGGAACCCAAAAAUUCCUGGUGGAUCUUGUCAAGAGUGUGAGUGUCAUCCACAUGGUUCACUGCCUGUUCCUUGUGACCCUCUCACUGGACAAUGUGUGUGCAAGCCUGGAUCUACUGGCUGGAAGUGUGCAGGAUGUGAACCCUGGCAUGCUCGUGAAGGCAUAGCAUGUGUUUCUUGCGAUGAUGAGUGCACUGGUGUCCUUCUUCGUGACUUGGAUCAGUUAAAUCAGAUGACUCUAAGUGUUAAUCUUAGCGGACCACUUUAUCCACCAUAUAAAAUGCUUUAUUCUUUUGAAAACACAACCCACGAAUUAAAGCAUUUAUUGUCACCUCAGCAAACACCAGAAAGACUUAUUAAUUUGGCACAGAAGAAUUUAGAUACUCUUGUGAUAGAAAUGGAUGAAUUGCUGACAAGGGCGACCAAGGUGACAGCAGAUGGGGAACAAACUGGACAGGAUGCUAAGACAACUAAUGAGAGAGCGAAGUCGCUUGGACAGCUCAUCAAAGUCACCCUCCAGGCUUCAGAAGGUGUAAAUGAUGAUGCUUUAAAACUGAACGAGACACUUGGGAUCCCAGACAAGGCACUUGACAAAAGCUUUCAAGAAUUACAAAGUGAAGUUGACAAAAUGAUGGCAGAACUUAGGAAGAGAAAAUUGGAAGUGCAAAAGGCAGUAGCUCAAGAUGAAUUAGAGUCAGCAGAAGACCUCUUGAAGAACAUGAACAAGCUAUUUGUAGAGCCAAAGAAGAAAACUGAGGACCUGAAAAAUGAAGUCAAAGAGAAACUAGCAGACUACCAUGAUAAAAUUGAUGAUGCUCUGAACCUGUUGAGAGAAGCAACUAAUAAAAUUCGGGAAGCAGACAGACUAUCAGCAAUCAACCAAAGAAACUUGACAGGAGUAGAGAAAAAGAAGCAAGCUAUAGAAAAUGGACGACAGGAAACUGAAAAUACUCUAAAAGAAGGAAAUGACAUCCUUGGUGAAACUAAUGAACUUGCAAAUGAAAUCAAUUUGGCUGUGGAGAACAUAGACAAUAUUAAAAAUGAAAUGGGCCCACUUUCAGUUGAACUGAAGGGUAAAAUAGAUAAUCUAUCUGGAGAUAUCAAAAAUAAGAAACUUCCAGAAAAGGUACUGCAGGCAGAAGCCCAUGCUGCCCAGCUGAAUGAUUCAUCUGCUAUUUUGGAUGGAAUCCUUGAUGAAGCUAAAAACCUCUCCUUCAAUGCAACAAUAGCUUUUAAGGCCUAUAGCAAUAUCAAGGACCAUAUUGAUGAAGCAGAUGCAAUUUCUAAAGAUGCUAAAGCUCGUGCCAACGAAGCCAUAAAAUUGGCAUCUGGUCCAGAAGGCUCAUUAAAGGAUGCUGCCAAGAAUGCUUUACAAAAAAGCUUCAAGGUUCUUAAUGAUGCCAACAAACAGGCAAAUGAUGUUAAAGAAAAUGAGGAUAAUCUAAAAGGAAUGCAGAAUAAGUUGCAAGUUGCAGGGGAAAGAAACUCAGCUCUCUUGAAAGCUCUGAAUGACACCCUGGAAAAGCUAUUAGCAAUUCCAAAUGAUACAGCAGCCAAAGUACAAGCAGUUAAAGACAAAGCUAAGCAAGCUAAUGAUACUGCAAAUGAGGUACUGGCUAAAAUCAGAGAUCUCAAUCAAAACCUCCUUGGAUUAAAAGACAGAUACAGAAAAGUUGCAGACGAUGCAGCCAAAACAAACGCUAUGUUGAAAGAUCCUACUAAAAAUAUUGCUGAUGCAGAUGACACUGUUAAAAAUCUAGGUGAAGAAGCAAAUCGGUUGAUGGAUAAAUUGAAACCAAUCAAACAACUUCAAGAUAACCUGGGGAAGAACAUCUCUCACAUUAAGGAUCUGAUAAAUCAAGCCAGGAAGCAAGCCAAUUCUAUUAAAGUAUCUGUGGCUUCAGGAGGAAACUGUAUUCGAACAUACAGACCAGAAAUUAAAAAAGGAUUGUACAACACUGUUAUUCUCAACGUAAAGACAACUGUUCCUGAUAAUCUACUUUUUUAUCUUGGAAGUAAUAGAUAUACUGACUUCUUGGCCAUAGAAAUGCGUAAAGGAAAAGUGGAUUUCUUAUGGGACGUGGGAUCUGGGGUUGGGCGUGCAGACUAUCCGGAUCUCACAAUUGAUGACGGAGUUUGGUACCGAAUUGAAGCAUCAAGGACUGGAAGAAAUGGCACAAUUUCAGUACAGGCACUAGAUGGUCCCAAGGCCACCAUCAUUCCAAGCAUUUUCAGUGCAAUUUCUCCACCUGGUUACACAAUUUUAGAUGUGGAUGCAAAUGCCAUGCUAUUUGUUGGAGGUUUAACUGAGAAAAUAAAGAAAUCUGACGCUGUGAGAGUCACUACAUUCACAGGAUGCAUGGGAGAAACCUAUUUAGACAGCAAACCAAUAGGACUGUGGAAUUUCAGAGACAUUGAAGGAGAGUGUAAAGGCUGUGCUGUCAGCCCCCAGGUGGCAGAUGGUGAGGGAACUGUUCAGUUUGAUGGAGAAGGUUAUGCUACCGUGAGCCGUCCCAUAAGAUGGAACCCCAAUAUCUCCAUGGUCAUGUUCAAAUUCAAGACAUUUUCUUCUACUUCUCUCCUGAUGUAUCUUGCUACUCUAGACCUGAAGGAUUUCAUGAGCAUAGAACUCAGUGAUGGGCAUAUUAAAGUCAGCUAUGAUCUAGGCUCAGGAACAGCUUCAGUUGUCGGUGACCAGAGCCACAAUGAUGGGAAAUGGAAAUCAUUCACCUUGUCAAGAAUUCUCAAAGAAGCUAAUAUAUCAAUUGUAGACAUAGAUUCUAACAAUGAGGAAAUCAUACCGGCAGUUUCUCCAGGAAAGCAUUUUGGUCUCAAUCUGAAAGCUGAUGAGCCCAUUUAUUUUGGUGGAUUGCCAUCGCUGAGAAGAAACCUAAGUAUGAAAUCAAGACCAGAAGUAAACACAAAGAAAUACUCAGGCUGUCUCAAAGAUAUUGAAAUUUCCCGGACACCAUAUAAUCUUUUAAGUAGUCCUGACUAUCUUGGCAUUACCAGGGGGUGCACAUUGCAGAAUAUCUACACAGUCAGCUUCCCUAAACCUGGCUUUGUGGAGAUGCCGCCAAUCCCUCUUGAAGUGGGAACAGAAAUUCACCUGUCCUUCAGUACUAAAAAUGAAUCUGGUAUCAUACUCUUUGGUACUAAUGAAAUACCUGUACCUCCAAGAAGGAAACGCAGACAAACAGGGCAGGUGUAUUAUGCUGUAUUCCUGAAUGGAGGUCGACUUGAAGUACAUAUUUCUACUGGAGUAAGAGAACCACGCAAGAUUGUUGUGAAACCUGAGUCUGGCGAGUUUCAUGAUGGCAAAGAACACUCCCUUUGGUUGGAGAGACUUGGAGGGCUGUUUGCCAUUCAAGUAGAUGAGGACAGAAGACAGUCCCAACGUCUCCCAACAGACCAAGCUAUCUCCAUUAAAAGGCUUUUUGUGGGAGGAACACCACCUGAAUUUCACACACUCCCAAUUAAAAGCAUACCUGCCUUUGAUGGCUGUAUAUGGAAUCUGGUUGUCAAUGCUGUUCCAAUGGAUUUCGCCCAAUCAGUAGCCUUUGAAAAUGCAGAUAUAGGACAGUGUCCUGAUUCAGGACAACAUCAUGAAAAGGAGGAUGAAGAUGGAACUCCUGAAACAACAAGUCAUCCUGAACCAGAGAAGGAAGAAAGGAAAGCAAGUACAACUUCUCCUCCUCCUCCUCCUUUCCCACCUUUACCGGAGCAUUGUGCUGCUGAUGUGGAGCCCAUUGCCUUGGAAGGGGCCAUGCAAUUUGGCCUCUCAAGAAACAGCCAUAUUGCAGUUGCAUUUGAUGACACAAAAGUUAAGAACAAACUCACAAUUGAACUUGAAAUCAGAACAAAGGCUGAAAAUGGGCUGCUUUUCUACAUGGCUCGGAUCAAUCAUGCUGAUUUUGCCACUAUCCAGAUAAAAAAUGGUUUUCCGUAUUUCAGUUAUGACCUUGGGCAUGGAAACACAAGCACUAUGAUUCCCAACAAAAUCAACGACGGCCAGUGGCACAAGAUAAAAAUAUUCCGAAGCAAACAACAAGGAGUCCUGUCAGUUGACGGAACUACAAAUAGGACCACUAGCCCAAAGAAAGCUGAUAUUUUGGAUGUUGUGGGGAUGCUGUAUGUUGGGGGAUUGCCAAUUAACUAUACAACAAGAAGAAUUGGUCCAGUUGUCUACAGCAUUGAUGGAUGUAUGCGAAACUUUAGAAUGUCAGAAUCUCCCAUUGAUCUAAAUAAUCCUACCUCCAUCUACAACGUUGGAAGAUGCUUUGUCAAUCCACAGGAAGGAACCUACUUUGCAGGGACAGGAUUUGCCAAAACAGUUGGAGCAUAUAAAGUGGGACUAGACUUACAGGUGGAAUUUGAAUUUCGUACAACACGGACAAAUGGUGUUCUGUUGGGAAUCAGCAGUCAGAAAAUGGAUGGCCUUGGCAUUGAGUUGGUAGAUGAAAAUGUGAUGUUCCAUGUCGAUAAUGGUGCUGGUCGGUUUUCAGCCAUUUAUGAACCUGCUAUAACAGGGAGUUUGUGUGAUGGGCAUUGGCACAGAGUGGUGGCACACAAGAUGAGGCAUCGUUUAAUGCUGACAGUGGAUGAUCAGCACGUGGAAGGGAUCAGCCCUAAUGCAGCUUCCACUUCAGCAGAGACAAAUGAUCCUGUCUUUGUUGGAGGAUAUCCUGAUGGAUUGAAGCAGUUUGGCCUGACCACUAAUAUUCGAUUCAAAGGCUGCAUUAGGUCUCUGAAACUCAUCAAAGGGACAGCCAAACCCCUGGAGAUUAACUUCAGCAAGGCCUUGGAAAUAAAGGGAGUGCAACCUCUGUCCUGCCCUGGGAAUUAAAGAGAAAAAUCGUCAAAUUGCAAUAGGAAUCUGUGAGCAGUAAUGCUAACAAAAAGAUUCUUUUACAAAUAUGCCUGUGAUAUAUUCCAAUACUGCCAUUUCAGGGUGUACUUCUAAAAGCAAUAUAAGACAAGAAAAAAAAUCCCUUAAAAUGAAUAAAGC